Molecule: messenger RNA, 825 nt
Organism: Trypanosoma brucei brucei TREU927
Lineage: Eukaryota; Euglenozoa; Kinetoplastea; Trypanosomatida; Trypanosomatidae
Exons: 1
Coding region: 1-825 (274 amino acids)
Cellular component (GO): nucleus
Molecular function (GO): protein binding; mRNA binding
Source: RefSeq, a predicted model, not a curated record
AUGGAGAGGGUAACAUACGCUCGAACGGGGGCGCUUAGAUCAACAUACGCCGGUUUGCCCGUUACCAAAGAGCGUUUAGUCACCGCUGCACCUGCAAAAUGGUUUCCACUACUCACAACGGUACCGCAACGAGUACUUAAAAGCAUCUCUGAUAGUGAUGGAGUUGACGGAAGCCUUCUUGGAUUUUUACCAAUAGCUUUUGUUUUUGAAGAGCUUCGAAAACACCUCUCAGAUUUUACCCAACAUGCGGCAUUUCUGCGUGCCGUGCUUCAGUGGUACCAUCAGACUGCGGGGGAUACUUUGGAAAGUGAGAUUGCCACUGAUAAGGUGGAAAUAUUCCAACCGUACCUUCCCGCAUAUCGUCUUCGCGUACUAAAGGAAGGUGAAACAGUCGCGACAUUCAACGACAUUUCGCGCCGUGCCGUGACGCUGAUGGGGAAGGACCGCGGAAUUAACGACAUCCCGUUAGAUCACCCGAGUUGUUCCGCACAGCACGCUGCCCUAGAGGUAAAUUUUGUUCACAGAAACUCUGAACCGUUUCAGCAGCGUUUACAUACUUUGAUGCAAGAGGAAUAUCGGAACAUAAAUUGGAGUUCACCGGAUGAGGUUGGAAAGUUAUGCGCACAUGCCCUUCAACUGAUGCGGGAGUUUGGGGGUGAUGAGGAUAUGUGGUUAAUGGAACUGCAAGUGGUUGACCUCGGUUCAACCAAUGGCACAAAUCUCAACGGGGAGUUGUUGCGACCAUUAGAGCGGGCGACGGUUAUUGAGGGGGACGUACUAACUUUUGGGUACUCAACAAGGAAGUACUUGAUUGUCCGAGCUUAA